Molecule: messenger RNA, 2406 nt
Organism: Odobenus rosmarus divergens (Pacific walrus)
Lineage: Eukaryota; Metazoa; Chordata; Mammalia; Carnivora; Odobenidae
Gene: SLC6A17
Product: solute carrier family 6, member 17
Exons: 11
Coding region: 41-2224 (727 amino acids)
Biological process (GO): L-leucine transport; glycine transport; proline transport
Cellular component (GO): plasma membrane; synaptic vesicle
Source: RefSeq, a predicted model, not a curated record
GAGUGCUGGGGAGCAGGGCUUUGUGGCCCAGGCGGCAGCAAUGCCGAAGAACAGCAAGGUGACCCAGCGCGAACACAGCAGCGAGCAUGUCACCGAGUCGGUGGCCGACCUGCUGGCCCUCGAGGAGCCGGUGGACUACAAGCAGAGCAUCCUGAACGUGGCGGGCGAGACAGGCGGCAAGCAGAAGGCCGCAGACGAGGAGCUGGGUGCGGAGGACCGGCCGGCCUGGAAUAGCAAGCUGCAGUACAUCCUGGCCCAGAUUGGGUUCUCUGUGGGCCUGGGCAACAUCUGGAGGUUCCCUUACCUGUGCCAGAAAAAUGGAGGCGGUGCCUACCUGGUGCCCUACCUCGUGCUGCUGAUCAUCAUCGGGAUCCCACUCUUCUUCUUGGAGCUGGCCGUGGGCCAGAGGAUCCGCCGCGGCAGCAUUGGCGUGUGGCACUAUGUGUGCCCCCGCCUGGGGGGCAUCGGCUUCUCCAGCUGCAUAGUCUGCCUCUUUGUUGGGCUGUAUUAUAAUGUGAUCAUCGGGUGGAGCAUCUUCUACUUCUUCAAGUCCUUCCAGUACCCGCUGCCGUGGAGUGAAUGUCCUGUCAUCAGGAAUGGGACUGUGGCAGUGGUGGAGGCAGAGUGUGAAAAGAGCUCAGCCACUACCUACUUCUGGUACCGAGAGGCCUUGGACAUAUCCAACUCCAUCUCGGAGAGCGGCGGCCUCAAUUGGAAGAUGACCCUGUGUCUCCUGGUGGCCUGGAGCAUCGUGGGUAUGGCUGUCGUCAAGGGCAUCCAGUCCUCGGGGAAGGUGAUGUAUUUCAGCUCCCUCUUCCCCUACGUGGUGCUCGCCUGCUUCCUGGUCCGGGGGCUGUUGCUGCGAGGGGCCGUCGAUGGCAUCCUACACAUGUUUACCCCCAAGCUGGACAAGAUGCUGGACCCCCAGGUGUGGCGGGAGGCGGCCACCCAGGUCUUCUUCGCCCUGGGGCUGGGCUUCGGGGGUGUCAUCGCCUUCUCCAGCUACAACAAGCCAGACAACAACUGCCACUUCGACGCUGCACUGGUGUCCUUCAUUAAUUUCUUCACCUCGGUGCUGGCCACCCUCGUGGUGUUUGCCGUGCUGGGCUUCAAGGCCAACAUCAUGAACGAGAAGUGUGUGGUCGAGAAUGCCGAGAAAAUCCUGGGGUACCUCCACACCAACGUCCUGAGCCGGGACCUCAUCCCUCCGCACGUCAACUUCUCGCACCUGACUGCCAAGGACUACACAGAGAUGUACAAAGUCAUCAGGGCCGUGAAGGAAGACCACUUCGCAUCCCUGGGCCUCGACCCCUGCCUUCUGGAGGACGAGCUGGACAAGUCCGUGCAGGGCACAGGGCUGGCCUUCAUCGCCUUCACGGAGGCCAUGACGCACUUCCCCGCCUCCCCGUUCUGGUCUGUCAUGUUCUUCCUGAUGCUCAUCAACCUGGGCCUGGGCAGUAUGAUUGGGACCAUGGCUGGCAUCACCACGCCCAUCAUCGACACCUUCAAGGUGCCCAAGGAGAUGUUCACAGUGGGCUGCUGUGUGUUUGCAUUCUUCGUGGGGCUGUUGUUCGUCCAGCGCUCCGGAAACUACUUUGUCACUAUGUUUGAUGACUACUCGGCCACCCUGCCGCUUACUGUCAUCGUCAUCCUUGAGAACAUUGCUGUGGCCUGGAUCUAUGGAACCAAGAAGUUCAUGCAGGAGCUGACGGAGAUGCUGGGCUUCCGGCCCUAUCGCUUCUACUUCUACAUGUGGAAGUUCGUGUCUCCCCUGUGUAUGGCUGUGCUCACCACGGCCAGCAUCAUCCAGCUGGGGGUCACGCCCCCGGGGUACAGUGCCUGGAUCAAGGAGGAGGCUGCCGAGCGCUACCUGUACUUUCCCACCUGGGCCAUGGCGCUCCUGAUCACCCUCAUCGUUGUGGCGACCCUGCCCAUCCCUGUGGUGUUCAUCCUUCGGCACUUCCACCUGCUCUCCGACGGCUCCAACACCCUCUCUGUGUCCUACAAGAAGGGCCGCAUGAUGAAGGACAUCUCCAACCUGGAGGAGAACGAUGAGACCCGCUUCAUCCUCAGCAAGGUGCCCAGCGAGGCGCCGUCCCCUAUGCCCACCCACCGCUCCUACCUGGGGCCCGGCAGCACGUCCCCCCUGGAGACCGGCGGCAACCCCAACGGACGCUAUGGGAGCAGCUACCUCCUGGCCGGCACCCCCGAGUCAGAGCUGUGACCACUGCCCCACCCUGCCCACCUCUCCCGCCUCACGCCCAUCCAGCCCGCUCAUCCCAGCCUGGCCUCUCUUUCUAGGCCAGGUCCUCUGCCCAAGGAGAGGGGGUCUGCCCUGCCUCAUCCCCCACCCCAGUCCCAGCCAGCUUCCCCCUACACCUGAGCAGGGCCUGCGAGAGACUCCGU